Messenger RNA from Gadus chalcogrammus (walleye pollock), 1593 nucleotides. RefSeq names its product arylalkylamine N-acetyltransferase 2 (gene aanat2). Gene Ontology annotation, biological process: circadian rhythm; response to light stimulus. Gene Ontology annotation, molecular function: aralkylamine N-acetyltransferase activity. The record is from RefSeq and is a predicted model, not a curated record. The transcript has 3 exons. NCBI's taxonomy places the organism in Eukaryota, Metazoa, Chordata, Actinopteri, Gadiformes, Gadidae. Gene Ontology annotation, cellular component: cytoplasm. The coding region runs from base 229 to 855 and encodes 208 amino acids.
UGAUGCAUGUGAGUCUACCUUUGAGCCAAAAGUUUCUGACUCUUUAUCCGUAUAGUCUAUCCCAGUCACAGUUGAAUCCCGUUUGCCUAUUCAAAAGGAACGUGUGGGACAUUUAGAAGAUCCACAUUUAUAGGGAUUAGGCUGUAGGCCUGCCAUAGAAGGUCUAUCCAAAACGCGAUUACCAUCGGCGCGGCAGAAGCAGGUAUCCCCCUUCUUAGAGUCGAUAACAUGACGCAUCCUGCCAACAACUCGCCGCUCCUCAAGCCUUUCUUCCUGAAGACGCCCGUCGGGGGGGUCAGCCACAUGCGGCGGCGACGACACACACUCCCGGCCAGCGAGUUCAGGAACCUCAACCCCCAGGACGCCAUCAGCGUGUUUGAGAUCGAACGGGAGGCAUUUGUGUCCGUGUCUGGAGAAUGCCCACUCACCCUAGACGAGGUGCUCAGCUUCCUGGGCCAGUGUCCCGAGCUGUCUCUGGGAUGGUUCGAGGAGGGCCAGCUGGUCGCCUUCAUCAUCGGCUCCGGCUGGAACAAGGACAGGCUCGCUCAGGAAGCCAUGACGCAGCACGUGCCAGACACCACGACCGUGCACGUGCACGUGCUCUCUGUGCACCGCCACUGUCGCCAGCAGGGCAAAGGCUCCAUCCUGCUAUGGCGCUACCUGCAGUACCUGCGCGGCGUCCCGGGCCUGCGCCGGGCUCUGCUCAUCUGCGAGGAGUUCCUUGUGCCCUUCUACCGCAAGGCGGGCUUCAAGGAGAAGGGGCCUUCGUCCAUCUCGGUGGCCAACAUGUGUUUCCAGGAGAUGGAGUAUACGCUCGGGGGGCUGGCUUACGCACGACGCAACAGCGGCUGCUAGUCACCCAACCCCAGACCCCUCAUGGUGCAUGAGGGGUUUGGAGUUGGGAGACUAGGAGAGUUGUGAAUAAGCAGAGCACCGCCACUCGUGAACAGACUAGUCAGGGCAGUCAUUUGUUGUAUCACGUCAGUGAUAAUGGAAAUGACUGCCUGGACUUUUGAGUGGGCCCGGGCCCGCGUUCCUCACCAUUUUAUCGGCCUAACUGAGCGUAUACAUCCUUCCAUCAUCCAUAUAUAGACGAUAAAUGUCCCGACAGGACCUGGCUGUCGAGUUCAGGAGAGCUCCCUGUUAUCUCUGAUCCACUGCGUGUGUCUGGCAGUGACCACAAACGGUACUAACAAUGGUUCACUAAUGGCUCAACCUCAAAAUGAAAAUCAAAAAAGAAGCCACAACCAAUCAAAUAGCCGUUUUUGAAUUGCCAUCUGUCCUGUAAUGUGUAUUAAAAAGUCACUGCGUAGGACUACAACUUACAACACCUAGUGUAGAUGAAAUGUUUCAAUGAUCAAUCAAUUAUUGAUUAAGUAAUUAAUUGUAAUCUUCAAUCAUCAUGUUUUGUAACAUUAUGAGGCUCAAUGAUGCAUGGGGAAGCCCUAUGAUUGCAUGUUGUGUGUUUGAAUGUAUAUAUACUGUUCUAUUUUUGUAAUGUGCAUUUAUAUAUUUAUGAAAUCAUACAAUCUGGCUCAUCCUUUUGCAUUGUGGGUGACGUGUGAUUUCUGUUGACCUCAUUAACACGGCAUU